Molecule: messenger RNA, 2910 nt
Organism: Poecilia latipinna (sailfin molly)
Lineage: Eukaryota; Metazoa; Chordata; Actinopteri; Cyprinodontiformes; Poeciliidae
Product: putative claudin-24
Exons: 1
Coding region: 1274-1942 (222 amino acids)
Cellular component (GO): bicellular tight junction; membrane
Molecular function (GO): structural molecule activity
Source: RefSeq, a predicted model, not a curated record
UUUGUCACGUCCUUGUCAAACAUAGCACGUCAGUUGUCUUCGUCUGGCUUACCUGUCUGUUCCUUGUGCUUGAGUUCUGUGGAGUCAUCAAUAAAUUCUUCAUACAAUGUCUGCCUGGGCCUCUCAUAUACAAGUGUCAUUCUCACCGCCAACCAUAUCACAUUAUGACAGUCUACUUUUAACUGACUGGGAUUCAAACUCACAACUUUCUGGCUGCGAUGCAACAGUGCCACUAACUGCAACGCCACAUAGCAACAAUAACAUUUUCACUGAUUAUUUCAGGGGGUUUUUUAAUUUCUGUUUUCACCCUGAUGUUUGAUACCCUUACUGUGCUAUAUGCUCUAGUUUUAAGAACUACCAUCCUGCAACUUUUGCAUGGGCCUCAUCUAAAACACAAACACACCUGGAUAAAUGUGGGAAUAUUCUGUCAUUUAGUUCAACACUGUCAUUGAGUUGUGUUGAACAAAUACACAAAUGUUGAAGGACAAUAGCUCUGGAAGGCUAGAACAGACAACUCAGCCCUGUACUCUCUCUGUUCCCCUCUGUCGCAUUAUAAUUGCUGCUUCAGUGUACUUCCUGAACUAGUUUGACCUACUGUGCCAUCAGUUUAAUGAUAACUCUAGAAUUGGGAAAAAGUCUAAUUUUCCUCCUGCUGUAGAGCAAAUCUUUCUCUGACAUUGCAAUGGGAUUCAAUUGUUCUGUUUGCCUAAUCUGUCAGGACUGGACACUCGAGAAAUAUUUGUGAUAAUUAUCAGUAACGGAGUGUACCCAUAACUAAAUGUAGUCUAACCUUGAUAGAACAUAUCAAAACUAUAUUUUCUGACCUCUCUUUAAUCUUUAAGAGGUUUUGUGAAGCAGAAAGAUGCCAUCUUGUUUCUCAAAGGUUCCUCAAAUGAUUUUAAACUAAAACUUCUGUAAGCAGUGAAACUCUGGUGAACCUGAAUCUGUCUACGCUCCAUCAGGCUGCCUGUUGUCUGUCCUUGUUUCCUGUUUUCUCUGAGAACAAAGAGCCAACAGACAAUGUGGAAAACGAGCAGCGUGCCUGGUGACACUGCAGCGGGAUGGAGGGGGGGACUUCAAAUGCCUUUCAGUCAGAGAUGUACCAUCCUGUCUGCUGCCUGUAGGCCACCUCACAGCCACACUGUUGUUUGCAUUCAACCAAUCACUGUGUCCCCUCUGACUGGUUUAGGGAGCCGCUCACAUUUUCAGUCACUCUGGACGGUGGUGUUCCUUUUCCAGAGGGUCUGAUGUCUUCUUGACACCUGAGGCCAUCAUGGACUGGAGUGUUGGGACUGUGGAGAUGCUGGGGGUUCUGUUGUCAGCAGGGGGCUGGCUUUGCUCUCUGUGCACAACUAUGAUGCCGUUCUGGCUGACGCUCUCCACAGACCUGCUCCCCACUGAGAGUUUGGAGGUGGGACUGUGGAAGACCUGCGUUAUCCAGGACUUGGGUCUGCAGGAAUGUCGACCAUACAACAGCCUGCUGGGUCUGCCGCCAGACAUCAAGCUGGCCCGGAUUCUGAUGUGUACUGCUCUGGGUUUUGGGCUCAUGGGCUCGGUGCUAGCCGUCCUGGGCCUGAACUUGAUCAACAGCUGCUGUCGGAAGGUGGAUGACCGAAGCUUUAAGAAGGUCCUGAAGACAGCAGGUGGGACGCUAAGCCUGGCAGCUGGAAUACUGGUCCUGAUCCCAGUCUCCUAUAUAGCUCACCUGACUGUGGUGCGGUUCUUUGACGAGUCGGUGCCGGAUGUGGUGCCUCGCUGGGAGUUCGGUGAUUCUCUGUUCUGUGGCUGGACAGCUGCAGUUCUGCAUCUGGUGGCAGGAAUGCUGCUGCUGAUUUCUUCUUUGUAUCUGCAGGAACAGAACCGGAAUCUACCCGUCCACAUCCCUCUUUUCCCAGUGUCCCAGACACAACGGUCAGUCAGAAUCAGUACUGAGUACAUCUAGAGCACCAACCAGGAGAAAGUAUCCGCUUUCACAUUGUUGGAAAUCUGACUUGAUAUGAUGGUUUGAACAGUUAUUUAAGGAAAAUUUCCAAGAUUCUUUCCAUGUCUAUGGAGAUGUCUGUAGUUUGUUGGAGCCAAAGAAACAAAAAGCUGCUAUUUCCUGUUACCUCUCAUUUAACAACCUUCAGCACUCUAUCUCUAUCUGUCUACCUGGACAGCUUAAGCAAGACACAAGGAUGCUUUCAGCUUCAUUUUGAUCUCGGAAAACAUUAGUGACUGCAGAUCAGUACUGGGAACUUUGAAGAGGGGGCAUGACUGAAAAGAAUACAUUCAUAGAAGUGAAAAAUCACUAUAUAGAUCAGCCUAGUUAACAGCAGGCAUUACUACUUAGUAUUAAUGUAUAUAUAACCCAUGCAUGUUUGUACAGUGUAAUGUAAUUGUUACACCACCAGAGGGCUAUAAGUUACCAUCAAUAGAGUCCAGUUCCUUCAUAGUUACAGAUAAUCUUUCUUACCUUCCAGUCUAACUAAUAAUUUUGCUUAGAAUGGGUUUAUUUAUGUUUAUUUAGGUAUGUUAUGUUCUGAAGUCAAAGUUAAAUGUUUAAUUGUCACCAGAUUAAAGAUGACAAACAGUACUGUGUGUGUUUCUGGUUCAAUGUUGUCCAGUCUUGAAGACAAAUAUUUACAAGUUUAAUUACAUAUGUGUAAAAGUAAUCUUACAAAACUGAACACAGAGCACUCUGCCUUUGCCCCUCAGAAUUGGGACAUCAGGUGUCGCUCUUUGUGAAUUUCUGCCUUUCAUGUCAAAAGCAAAUUAAUUUAAUUGAACUGACAUCACUUAACUAGCCUGACAUCCUCAAUACCUCACAGAGUAAUUCUAGGUUUAACACAUGUGAUUAAGCAGAAGCUGCUUGGAAACAGUUCUAACAAAAUAACAGAAACUUUAUUGAAUAAAUCUAAAGAAUAAUCA